Messenger RNA from Anoplopoma fimbria (sablefish), 1833 nucleotides. It is a transcript of the gene galnt18b, whose product is annotated as UDP-N-acetyl-alpha-D-galactosamine:polypeptide N-acetylgalactosaminyltransferase 18b. The transcript has 11 exons. Gene Ontology annotation, cellular component: Golgi apparatus. Bases 4 to 1833 code for a protein of 609 amino acids. The record is from RefSeq and is a predicted model, not a curated record. Lineage: Eukaryota; Metazoa; Chordata; Actinopteri; Perciformes; Anoplopomatidae.
GGCAUGGCUUGCACCAGGAGAACCAAAACUUUGGUGUCCACAUGCGUGAUACUGAGCGGCAUGACCAACAUUGUUUGCCUGCUCUAUGUCGGAUGGGUCACUAAUUACAUCGCCAACAUUUACAUCAAAGUUCCGAUGCCUUUGCCGGAGAGAAAGUUAGAGGGUGACAAAAGAGGUGACACUCUCCGGAUCAUUGAGAGGCUCGAUCGACUGGAGAAUGUGGUCAACCAGCACAUACAAGAGACUCCAGGGAGGGGAGAGGGCGGUCAGGCAGACACAUCCUUCUCAGACUCGUCGCUGUUCGCUCACUGGGGUCAGGAGCUCAGCCCGGACAACCGGCGGGUGGCAUUGAAGAUGUUCCAGUACUAUGGAUAUAACGGCUACCUCAGUGAUCGUCUCUCUUUAGACAGACCGAUACCAGACCUCAGGCCUGAUGGGUGCAGAAACCUCACUUAUCCUUUAAACCUCCCUCAAGUGAGCAUUGUGUUCAUUUUUGUGAAUGAAGCCUUUUCCGUCAUCUUGCGGUCCAUUCACUCUGCCAUCAACAGGACGCCCUCCCGACUUCUCAAAGAGAUCAUCCUGGUGGACGACAACAGCAAUAACAGUGAGCUAAAGGAGAAACUGCAGGAUUUUGUGUCUGAGACAAACAGACAGCAUCCAGGAUUCAUCAAGAUGGUGCGUCAUGCCAAGCAGGAGGGUCUGAUUCGGUCCAGAGUGAGCGGGUGGAGGGCUGCUACUGCCCCAGUUGUUGCCCUGUUUGAUGCCCACGUGGAGUUCAACGUUGGCUGGGCUGAACCCAUUCUGCAGAGAAUUAAAGAAGACAGAACGCGCAUAAUCUCCCCAUCAUUUGAUAACAUCAAGUACGACACGUUUGAGAUUGAAGAGUAUCCGCUGUCAGCCCAGGGCUUUGACUGGGAGCUGUGGUGUCGCUACCUCAACCCACCCAAGUCCUGGUGGCACAAUGGCAACAAGAGUUCACCAAUCCAGAGCCCGGCCCUGAUUGGCUGCUUCGUGGUGGAUAGGCUGUACUUCGAGGAAAUUGGUUUGCUGGAUGAAGGGAUGGAGGUGUACGGGGGAGAAAAUGUGGAGCUGGGCAUCAGGGUGUGGCAGUGUGGCGGCAGUGUUGAGGUCCUUCCUUGUGCUCGCAUUGCCCACAUAGAGCGUGCUCACAAACCCUACACAGAGGAUCUGACGUCUCACGUGCGGCGAAACGCCCUCAGAGUUGCAGAAGUGUGGAUGGAUGAGUUUAAAAGCCAUGUCUACAUGGCCUGGAAUAUUCCCAUGGAGGACCCGGGCAUUGAUAUUGGCGAUAUCUCUGAGAGGAAGGCUCUGAGGAAGAGGCUGCAGUGUAAAACUUUCCGAUGGUACCUGGUCAACAUCUACCCUGAGAUGAGGAUGUACAGUGACACCAUCGCAUAUGGAGUACUGAAAAACUCUCUGAAGAAUGAUCUGUGUCUGGACCAGGGGCCCGACAAUGACAAUGUCCCCAUCCUGUACCUCUGUCACGGGAUGACACCUCAGAAUGUGUACUACACCAGUGCUCAGGAGCUCCACAUCGGGCUCCUCAGCCCAACCGUUGAUGACGACGACAACAAGUGCCUGGUGGACGUGAACAGCAGACCGCGCCUCAUCGAGUGCAACUAUGCCUCGGCCAAACGCAUGAAGCUUCACUGGCUCUUUACUCAGGGAGGAUCCAUUCAGAACAGGAAAUCAAAGAGAUGCCUAGAGCUUGUAGUGAGCAGCGACAAUGAGUUUGGCUACCAACUGGCUCUGCAGAAAUGCACUGGACAGAAAUGGUUCAUCACAAACGUGCUGUUUAGCAGCUCCUUAUGA